CCCUUUUCAGCGGAGGCAGGAUCUUUUGACUGCUUCUUUUCUCUUUCCAUUCCGCCUUUUUUACUUGAAUCAAGAUCAUGUCGCGCAAAGGCGUUAGUGCAGAAGAAAAAAGGAAAAGACUCGAAAAGGUUUUUCACGACACGGGCGAAUUCUAUCAGCUUAAAGAGCUGGAGAAAAUUGGACCACAAAAGGGGAUCGUGGCGCAGUCGGUCAAGGAUGUGUUGAUGAGCCUUGUGGACGACGGAUUAGUGACCAUGGACAAAAUUGGCACUUCCAAUUAUUUUUGGUCCUUUCAGUCAGAUACAGCUCAAAAGAAAAAAGCGGCUUUGGAGGAAAUGAAAAAGAAGCUGGAACAUGAAGAGAAACGGAACCAUCAACUCACGGAACAGCUUCAGACACUUCAAGAAGGCCGCGAAGCAUCGGAAGAAAGAGAUGCAAUUCUGGAGAAUCUGAAAGAAGCCCAACGGAUUCAUGGCGAACUCACGCAAGCUUUGCAAGAAUACAAAGACAACGAUCCAGCUGUGGUGGAAGCCAAACAAAAAGCGAUUAAAACUGCCAAAGAAGCUGCGAACCGAUGGACAGAAAAUAUCUGGGCGUUGCAAUCGUAUUGUGUCAACAAAUUUAACAUGGACCGAAAACUAUUCAACGAAACAUUUGGCAUCAGUGACGACUUUGAUACGAUUCCCUAACUACUACUACUUCCCUCCAAAUCCUUCGCUAUCGUUUUACGUGCCCACACUCGAUCUCAAAACCCAUCUCCUCUGUACAUUGUUAUUCGACCCAUCGCUUGAACAUCCUAUGCACAUAAUAAAUUUAUAAAUCAUGCGUUACCAAUACGCUGGUGAAUUCAUCAUCCG
Radiomyces spectabilis is the source of this 857-nucleotide messenger RNA. RefSeq names its product meiotic nuclear division protein 1. The coding region runs from base 78 to 689 and encodes 203 amino acids. Gene Ontology annotation, cellular component: nucleus. Lineage: Eukaryota; Fungi; Mucoromycota; Mucoromycetes; Mucorales; Radiomycetaceae. The transcript is spliced from 8 exons. Gene Ontology annotation, molecular function: double-stranded DNA binding. The record is from RefSeq and is a predicted model, not a curated record. Gene Ontology annotation, biological process: reciprocal meiotic recombination.